GGGGAGAAGGCUGGCACGAAGUUGUGUUUCCCGAGUGCACGGGCGCGUGCGGGGCUCGGGAGGAGUUGUGCGGCUCCUCGCUGGAGUCCGAGUGUCCCCCGCCGUUCCCUGUGCUGCUCGCGAGCGCCACUUUGGGGGAAGAGCAGCCUCUUGCCCCCGCGGCGAGGCUGGGGAGCCGGGCUUACUCAGCGCUAACGGGGACGAAGGCACUGAUUUGCGUCCUUUCGGAGUAGCGUUUACUGUGCCCGCACUGUUUGUAGAGACAGUUUUAGGGGUCUAGAAUAACAGAACAAGUUGGAAAAAAAAAUGUCCGAGACAACUUCUAUUGUAAAGAAAUCUAGCAGACAAUGGAUUGCAAGUGAGAACAGGUUUUUCCCCUCUUUUCUGCUGGUUGAGACCCAGAACCACAGAGUUUCUUUUGUCUCGCUCAGUUUUUGUUUUCAAAAAGAAAGGAACUCCCCACACGUGCAAAAAAUGCGGUUGCAAAUUGGGUGCACGAGAAGCUGGACGCGCUUAGGAUUUAGGACUAGAGAGCAUGUGUGUUCUUGAUGGAUACUGUAGUUUCUUGAUUUAUCAUUUUUCUCUUUUCUUUCUUUCCUUUAGGAAAAGCCUAAAGAUUAGGUUGUAAGAAAAACAGAAGCCAUGUUUCGAAGACCUGUGUUACAGGUAUUUCGUCAGUUUGUAAGACAUGAGUCUGAAGUAGCCAGCAGUUUGGUUCUUGAACGAUCUCUGAAUCGUGUUCAGUUACUUGGACGAGUAGGUCAGGACCCUGUCAUGAGACAGGUGGAAGGAAAAAACCCAGUCACAAUAUUUUCUCUAGCAACAAAUGAGAUGUGGCGAUCAGGGGAUAGUGAAGUAUACCAAAUGGGUGACGUUAGUCAGAAGACGACGUGGCACAGAAUAUCAGUGUUUCGACCAGGCCUCAGAGAUGUGGCAUAUCAGUAUGUGAAAAAGGGGGCUCGUAUAUUUGUGGAAGGGAAAGUGGACUAUGGCGAGUACAUGGAUAAAAACAAUGUGAGGCGGCAAGCAACAACAAUCAUAGCUGAUAACAUUAUAUUUCUGAGUGACCAGACAAAAGAAAAGGCAUAGAACGGAUGAUUCGUCUUUGAUCAUUGUUUGGUACAGUCUCCUUUGCAAAUCAUGUAUAGUCUAUAGUUUAAAGAUAAAAAUUAAAUUUUUUAUAUGAAAUGAGUGGUUAUAUUUUUCUUGAUUGACAUAUCUUAAGUGUGUGUGUGUGUGUGUGUGUAUUAAGCCUGUCAUUUUGGCACUUAUCAAUUGCUUGCUUUUUUUUAGGAGUGGUUUCUCUGUAGAAAGGUACAAAGUAAUACAUUCUCAGGCUCCCUAUGUGUGCCAGGGCCAAGGCAUACAUCUGGAAAGCCCUUUCUGCUUCACACUUGCCCUGUGGUGUUUCACCACUGGUUACCUUAGAGCCUUAUGUCAAGAGUCUGUCUGUCAUCGUUGUAAACACUGAUGUUUUUGCAUAUCUCUGUACACCUGUAGGUAAGUAGUGACUCUGUUUGGUGUUCCUGUAUGUACCUUUAGUUGUGUUGGCAUGGAAGAGCCACCAGUAAGUGCUGACAGGGAAAUGAUCCUGAAUUGAAGGAGACUGCUGAACACUGGUUAGCAUUCUAAACUGUUGUAGAAUUAACCCACCUUCAUAUCUUGUUUCUUGUUAGUUUUCCUGUAAUUUUUAUGAGAUUUUAUCAGCACUAAGGACCUGAAUGAAGUAUAACUACAGAUGACAUAGUUCUUGUCCUGGUGUCAAGGCCUUCUUUCCACACCACUCUGUGUUAUUUUUUUCAGAGUUUAUUCUAUAUGCUUAAGGGUGGAAAUGAAGAUCUUUCUCUGGUGCUCGGGAUUAAACCUAUGGUCAUGUUAGGCAGGCCGUCUCCCGUUGAGCUGUACCUACUUCAAAGAUCUUUUACCUUCGACUUUGCCUCCCUAGAGAGUCUGGAUAUAUUUAGUUAAUUUUGUUGUAAAUUUACUAGUAAUUUACCAAUAAAGAGUAUAUAAACU
Molecule: messenger RNA, 2016 nt
Organism: Mus musculus (house mouse)
Lineage: Eukaryota; Metazoa; Chordata; Mammalia; Rodentia; Muridae
Gene: Ssbp1
Product: single-stranded DNA binding protein 1
Exons: 6
Coding region: 643-1089 (148 amino acids)
Biological process (GO): DNA replication
Cellular component (GO): mitochondrial nucleoid; mitochondrion
Molecular function (GO): single-stranded DNA binding
Source: RefSeq, marked validated